Venustampulla echinocandica is the source of this 1434-nucleotide messenger RNA. RefSeq lists its product as uncharacterized. Gene Ontology annotation, cellular component: vacuolar proton-transporting V-type ATPase, V1 domain; fungal-type vacuole membrane. Gene Ontology annotation, biological process: proton transmembrane transport. The record is from RefSeq and is a predicted model, not a curated record. The transcript has 3 exons. NCBI's taxonomy places the organism in Eukaryota, Fungi, Ascomycota, Leotiomycetes, Helotiales, Pleuroascaceae. Gene Ontology annotation, molecular function: proton-transporting ATPase activity, rotational mechanism. Bases 1 to 1434 code for a protein of 477 amino acids.
AUGUCUCUAGACCCCCCUACUUAUCUCUCAUCGCUUCAAAACAACAUCCGCGCGCGCCCGAUUCCCUGGGAUGGUGCGGUACGGGCUGGAACCAUCAGCGAGGAUCAAUUGAGCAAGAUCCGAGCUGUAGACAAGGUCAGGAAGGAGCAGAGGAAAGAGAUUAUUGAGGACGAUCUGGAGGGCUACUGCACGCUUUUUGUAGGUGCACCUGGAAAGCCCAGCGUCUUCGAGUCUGCUGCGAAGGGGGCGCAUGUUGUGCAAUACGUCCUAGUUUUGCUAGGAGAUCUACUCGAUGGCAUUCCAGCCCUCCUGACAGCUAUUUUGGAGCAUCCCGAUCCUUACAAGCCUUUCCUACCAAUACUCGCACAAUCGAACGACCCCGAGAGUCCUAUACCCCUUCUUACUUCGACUGUCCUUGCAAAGUUACUGGGAGGAGCUCCAGAUUUGACCGACGAAGGGUCGUCAGCACUACGCAAGCUAUUCUCAUACCUGUCUACCUUGACCAAGACGACAGAUGGGGGUUUGCAGGAUAUUGCAGUGUUACAGUACUCUGGCUUAUUGCGCGGCAAGAAAUCGAGGCAGCUGUUUUGGGAACAUAGGAGCGAGACCGUAGCACCGCUUAUUGAUAUUUUGCGAGCUGCGGUAGGUAUCGAUUCAGCCAACGAUUCAGCAUCACUCUGGAGUGGUGCUACCGUCGGUCGGACCAAUGUUGAAGGGACUCUUGGCGGGGGUGUUGGUCUCCAAUUACUCUAUCACGCCCUCUUGGUUCUGUGGCAGCUCAGCUUUGAGGGCGAAACUGUCGGGGAGGGCCUAGAAGAUGAGUAUGAUAUUAUUCCUCUAUAUACGCAGCUUCUUCGACUGUCACCUAAGGAGAAAACUACCCGACUUUUAAUAUCAUCUCUGUAUAACCUGCUUUCCACAAACAUGCAGACGCUGUUGCCCACUGCUGGGCUAGCCCGUCUUCCGGCAUUGCUACAGAACAUCACCGGCCGACAUCUUACAGAUCCUGAUCUUAUAGAGGAUCUCCAGAAUCUCAGUGAGAUGCUUGAAGAAUAUAAGAAAACCCAAACAACAUUUGAUGAGUAUGCUGCCGAGGUCAACUCGGGACACUUGCGUUGGUCGCCACCACAUCGAAGCCCAACGUUCUGGGCCGAAAAUGCUCGCCGAAUCCUCGAGCAUGACAAGGGCGAAUUGCCAAAGAAGCUUGCAGAAAUCAUGAGCAAGCCUUGGGAUAAUGACAAGCAAGUCCUUGCUAUUUCAUGUAAUGAUAUAGGAAACUUGGUCAGGGAGGUUCCCGAGAAAAGGUAUCAACUGGAGAGGCUUGGGUUGAAGUCUAGAGUCAUGGAGUUGAUGUCCGAGAAAGAGGAGUCUGUGAGAUGGGAGAGCUUGAAUGCUUUGUCUGGGUGGUUGAGAUACAGUUUUGAGACAAAGUAA